UAGCCAGAAGGCCUUGCCCCUCUCCUUCCUCGGGCUCGGGCCUACCUCCUGUCCCGGUGCCACCCGGGAUGCAGCCGCAGGACAGCCUUUGAGAAGUUUCUGGGGACCCUAGCGGUCAGGACCGAACCCUGUGUGGGUCUGGGCACCGGCAGCUCCCGGUGCAGCCCGAGCUCGGCGGCAGCCGGAAAGGACAGCCCAGCCUCUGCCUCUGCCUCCCUGGCCUUUCGGAAGGAAGGGACAACUCCUUUAAGCUCCGUAGGGAGGAGAGGGCUGUGGGGUAUGGGACACAGACCUCCAGUCCUUGUCCAGCUCGGGUGCAUUGUGCUGGAAAUUUGUGCGCGUCACAGCAUUUUGUGAGGACAGACAGACAGAAAACAUGUAAAUACACCUACCGCAGAUGGAGUCCUAGUGCUGUAAACAGCACACGGAAGAGCCGGGUGGUGGUGGAGGAAUCAGGAGGUGGAGGCAGGAGGAUCAGAAGUUCAAGACCUGCCUUGGGUACAUGCAGAGGUGGAGGCUAGCCUGGGCCCCAUGAGACCCUGUCUUUAAAAACAGACCUACUGAAAGAACACCCAGGUGGGCUAGAAGUGCUGACGUCCACUUGGAAGGGAAGGUAACCAGAGUGAUGAAAUCAAGCUGGGGGAAGGAAGGUAAUCGAGCACAGAGACCUCUGAAGUAGCUGAUGGGAAGAAAGAAGGGCACGACCUGAAACUGGCGAGUCACGCUCUGCUGCUGCUGUCCACGUGGCCAGUCCCUCCUGCAAGGGAAGCUGGGGAAAGCAGACUGAAAUCCAGGCUUCUGCUGGGCCACUGCUGGUGGAAUGGCCAGCCUGCAGGAGGCCAAUGGAAGCACAGCGUGGCCACCGCCCGCAGCAUCCAAUAUCAGUGAGCCCCACCAGUGCCUGCUGCUGCUGUAUGAGGAUAUCGGCUCCUCCAGGGUCCGGUACUGGGACCUCCUGCUGCUCAUUCCCAAUGUGCUCUUCUUCAUCUUCCUGCUCUGGAAGCUUCCCUUAGCUCGGGCCAAGAUCCGUGUCACCUCCAGCCCCAUUUUUAUCACCUUCUACAUCUUGGUGUUUGUGGUAGCCCUGGUGGGCAUUGCCAGGGCUGUGGUUUCUAUGACGGUCAGCGCCUCUGAUGCUGCGACAGUUGCUGACAAGAUCCUGUGGGAGAUCACCCGCUUUUUCCUGCUGGCCAUUGAGCUGAGUGUAGUGAUCCUGGGCCUUGCGUUUGGUCACCUAGAGAGCAAGUCCAGCAUCAAGCGGGUGCUGGCUAUCACCACAGUACUGUCUCUGGCCUACUCAGUCACCCAGGGGACUCUGGAGAUCCUCUACCCUGACUCCCAUCUUUCGGCUGAGGAUUUCAACAUCUACGGCCAUGGCGGCCGCCAGUUCUGGCUAGUCAGCUCUUGCUUCUUCUUCCUGGUCUACUCACUGGUGGUAAUUCUCCCCAAGACCCCGCUAAGGGAGCGUGUGUCCCUGCCUUCGCGGAGGAGUUUCUACGUGUAUGCAGGCAUCCUGGCCACACUCAACUUUCUGCAGGGGUUGGGGAGUGCUCUGCUGUGCGCUAACAUCAUUGAGGGGCUCUGCUGUGUGGAUGCCACUACCUUCCUGUACUUCAGCUUCUUUGCACCUCUCAUCUAUGUGGCCUUCCUCCGUGGCUUCUUUGGCUCAGAGCCCAAGAUCCUUUUCUCCUACAAAUGCCAAGUGGAUGAGGCUGAAGAGCCAGACAUGCACCUGCCACAACCCUACGCGGUGGCCCGGCGCGAGGGCAUAGAGUCUGCGGGCCCUGCGGGGGCCUCUGCAGCCAGCUAUUCCAGCACGCAGUUCGACUCUGCCGGGGUGGCCUACUUAGAUGACAUUGCCUCCAUGCCCUGCCACACGGGCAGCAUCAACAGCACAGACAGCGAGCGCUGGAAAGCCAUCAAUGCCUGAGUGGCCACCCAGGCAUCAGGAGGUCUGUGAGGACAGGUGGGCUCCCAGGUGGAGCAGAGUGCAGCUGAGGAACUCGUGUGGAUAGCCCCUGGACAGGUGUACCUGCGCCCCAGGCACCCGGGCUCUUCCUGUUCUCCAUCCCCACUUCUCCUUUGCCGCCUGUGCUCCAGCUUGGGACCCCCACGUUCCCAGCACUACGUUCCUGCUGGGGUCCUGCCUGCCUACCCCCUUGUCCCUUCCCCACAGCUCUCAGCCUCCUUUGCCACAGGGCAGCAGCGUGUAUAUUUUCUUGAUCUAUUUUUUAAUAAAAGCAGAAAGAGUA
Messenger RNA from Meriones unguiculatus (Mongolian gerbil), 2252 nucleotides. RefSeq names its product transmembrane protein adipocyte associated 1 (gene Tpra1). The transcript is spliced from 12 exons. The record is from RefSeq and is a predicted model, not a curated record. Gene Ontology annotation, biological process: G protein-coupled receptor signaling pathway. Bases 821 to 1930 code for a protein of 369 amino acids. NCBI's taxonomy places the organism in Eukaryota, Metazoa, Chordata, Mammalia, Rodentia, Muridae. Gene Ontology annotation, cellular component: plasma membrane. Gene Ontology annotation, molecular function: G protein-coupled receptor activity.